CUUCAUACAAGGCAUUUGUUUAUUUUAGUUGUUAUCGGUAAAAUUAAAUCUUUGUUUUCGUGGAUAUAAUCGCGUCGUGGCUGUAUGAGAACAAAAUGUGUGUCAACACAGAACGUGACAUGACUUAACACAACAGUAAUAGAUAUUGACGACGCUAAGAUCAACGGCCUAACUCACUGAGCUGCUGCGGUUUGAGAGACAAUGGGUCGACUGGAUGAUGCUGCCAAACACAAAGUGGUGGAGCUGCGGAAAGCUGGUCUGAGUUUCCGUAAGAUCAAAGCUGUCCUGGAGUUGGAGAACAUCAAGGUGUCUGCCCAGGCCAUCUACCUGUUUCUGAGGGAGUUCCAAGGGAGGCCGCCAGGGAGGGUCAGACCUGUGGAAGCCAGAAGCAGCACAACAGCAGAACAAGUGCAAGCUCGAGCUGGGGCCAUACAAGAGAGCUGGAAUAACAUUCAUCUCCAAAACCUACUACGGGAGGCAUCUCACCACAAUGGCCUGACAACUGCAGCAGAAUUUGCCAAACAUGCUUCAUCUAAUCUAGAGUCUAGUGCAAAGCCACCUGGGUAUGGGGAGACAAGUGGUGGAGGCAGCAGGUCACAGCAACACAAGGGAGAUACAGACGAAAAUGACAUCCAGAUUGUUAGCGUCACCUCCCUUGCACAGAACAGCCAACAAAGAGGUCUCCAGUCCAAUGUAACAAGAGCAGAGACGGGCACUGUGACAUCCACGCUACAUGCUGCUGGAACAUCAAUGAGGAGGAGAGUCACACCGUCUCCAGCCACCACUGCAAUGUUGGCAGCUCGAAAGAGGCUUUUGGAUAAAGCACUGUCACAUAGGAUGAAGCAUUCAUACCAGCAGGUGGCGUCAUUGAUAAGGAAAGAUCAUGCAAGUGUCCAGGGUUCUAAUUUGAAAAGUGCAGUGCCUCAGCCACCUCAAACAUACAAUAUGACCACUGAAAAGACUGUUAUGGAAGGUCAACCUGGAGGAGGUGGCGUCCCCAAGCGUUUUCUGACACAGAGACCAGGUCUGUCUGUCCGUUCUCCUCACCCUCCUCCUCCUCGGGUUGGCAUUCGUCUUCCUAAUCAACCACCAGCACCUUUAACAUCCUCAGCUCCUGGGGCUGCCAUCAUACGCUUACAGAAUACUGGAGGCCAGUGUACUACUCAUAGUGAUGGGAGCCCCCAACAGGCUGGCCAGAACCCUGGAGGGAGAGGUGGUCUGCAGGAUCAGAUUCAGACCCUGGGCACUGAGGUGCGUAGCUUGGGCCUGGCAGUGAAGAUGCUUGUGGAGCAGCAGUGUCGCCUGGAGAGGGAGCACGUGCAGCAGACUCACGUUCAGAAGCAAAUUCUCAGCACUCUACAGAGCCUCGCCCUCAAACUGGGACACUGCAGCAGUUCACAAGAGCAGCACAACAAAACUCCCUCACCCUCUACUUUGUCAACAGCUUCUACAUCCACCUCUUUCAGCCAAGACGGCUUCAACUUUAACCAAGGCCCAUACACACAGUGCAGCCAAACCCAGCCAAGUUACAACUCUUUGGACAAUAUAGAAAGUGUAGAGACCUUUAAACUGCCAGCACUGAGUCCAACAAGCAUUAAUGGGUUUCCACCAUGUAGCAAUGCUGAGAGUAUUCCACUUACUCACACACCCCCUCAAAGACAAACAUAUGCAACUGCAUACACAGAGCAAACCAGUCAAACCCUCAUGCCACCCUACACACAAUCCUACGUCUCUUCAUAUGGCCAGUCACAUUCUCAGAGUUUCAGAAUGUCAGAGAGCAAGUCAUCAGAUUUUCCAAGCAGCUGUUCAAUGAGGACUCUCCAGGACUGUAGCGUUUCCACUCAGCCGGGGAUGAACUCCAUCCACACUGCACAGGAUCAGCAGAUCAAUAUCAUCAAAGUGGAGGGACCGUGAAAAGAGUUGAUUCCACAGCAUUUUGUUUAAGGGCUUGGAUGUGUUUCUUAGAUUUUACUGUAGAAUACAUAUUUUAAAAAAUGCAUUUUUUUACAAUUAACAUAGCUUUUAACUACUUUCCCAUGUUCCAUGACUGAAAUAACUGAAGGGUAAUUAAAAAUGUGUUUAUUAAUUAAUGAAUUAACACAUUUUAUAACAAAAAAUGUGUUAAUGAGCAUUACACCUUCACUACAAUAAUCCAUCCACUUGCAGGUGAGACAAGAGAUUCUGAAUAAAGAGCAUGUCCAGCGGAGUUGUUGCCAUGAAGUGAAUGGUCAUUUCACCACCAUAAGCUGUCUCUCACAACAUUUCAGAGAAUUUGGCCACAGGCCACAUCACCACAGACCACAUACACAUACAUUUGAUUGCAUGUAGGAAAUAUUUGACUACCCCUUGUGUUUCUGUGUUGAGUAUGUUUAUUUAUUUAUUUUAUUUGUCUUGUGCUAUCCCUUGUUUUUUCUUCUAUUACACCAACUGUCCGGCUUCACAACAUCCAUGCAAACCUUUCAAUCUGAUCUUUCUAAUCCUGUCCAUCCUGGCCGAAAAUCUCAGACACAGUGCAAUUUCUCUACUUUUCCAUCGGCACCCUUAAAGCAAAAAUCACAUCUGUGCUUCAACAUCUCUUUCCCACAUCUUCGUCGUGUGGCUGCUAAACUUUAUACCUCUGUAAUUACCACGGUUAAUUUUCUUCUCUCAUUUUUCUUAUUCAUCAGCUCCAUAAAACACUCCAUCUCUGUCUUACACCUUUGGAAAUGUAUUUUCAAAGUACAUUUCAAACAGCCAUAGAAAAAAGGGAUAUCAAAGCUUUAGUAGAAAUGUCCUAAGACUUUGUCUGAACCAAAAGCAAUUUAUUUAGAAAAAAAAGUAUAUAAUUUAUAGUUACUGCCUCGCAUUUACAUUUUUCUUUGUGUUAAUUUUUUUCAACCUAUUUUGUAUCAAUAAGACUGACAUUAUGAACUGUUACCUUUCAUACGUCUAUGCUAACUGAUGAUAUAAUUAAAAUAAAGAGCUGAUUGUGAUCUAAAGCACA
Solea solea (common sole) is the source of this 2983-nucleotide messenger RNA. RefSeq lists its product as uncharacterized. Bases 202 to 1914 code for a protein of 570 amino acids. The record is from RefSeq and is a predicted model, not a curated record. NCBI's taxonomy places the organism in Eukaryota, Metazoa, Chordata, Actinopteri, Pleuronectiformes, Soleidae. The transcript is spliced from 4 exons.